Molecule: messenger RNA, 327 nt
Organism: Arctia plantaginis
Lineage: Eukaryota; Metazoa; Arthropoda; Insecta; Lepidoptera; Erebidae
Source: the annotation of a GenBank genome assembly
AUGGUUGCUUACUGGUUAACGAAUUGCGCCCCAACGAGUGUCAAGACGGUCGAGCUUAUAUUUCCUGUCCCCGGACAUUCAUUUAUGCCGGCCGAUCGUGUUUUUGGACAUAUUGAAAAAGAAGUCAAAAACAAAGAAGUGAUUAUAGAUCCAUCCGAAUAUAGAGACAUAUAUGAUCAUUAUGGCGUUGUUCGCAAAUUGGGUGCAGGGGAUGACAUCAAGAGAGUUGCUGAGUUCGAGGAUGAUGCGCAAGAUAUGGAUAAAGAAAAUGAAGAAAAUAAUGCUGUAGAAGAAGAUGAAGCGAAUUUUGAUGAAGGAAAAAAUUAA